UCUGGUUCUCUAGGUACUGGCAUCGCGCACAAGUACAUGCGCGGUUCAAUAUCAACGACACAGAACAUAGACAACACGACUGCUUGAGCCGGGAGACAGACGACAAGGCAUCGCCAAAAGAGACCGGACAGAUCUUGCCGGUGAUGUUUUUCGCUGCGGUCUUUGCUGCGGUCUUCGCUCUUGUUUUUGUUGUUGCUGCUGCUACUGCAGUUCUUGAUGCUGGGCCGCUCGUCUUGAUGUCCUGGUUGUUCAAGGCAUCUUGGUCGGUUGAAUGGAAAAAGCUCAGGGGAUCUAAGAUAGCGAGCCAAGUUUGUUGUAUACUCACUCUGCUUAAAUACGUUGUGCUGGAAUAUAAAAAAUUAGCAGAUUUCUCGGGUUCUAUCAGAUAGACAGAAGCAUUUUGGAGGUGAUCAACGGCUGUCUGAUGUUUGA
Molecule: messenger RNA, 432 nt
Organism: Aspergillus glaucus CBS 516.65
Lineage: Eukaryota; Fungi; Ascomycota; Eurotiomycetes; Eurotiales; Aspergillaceae
Exons: 3
Coding region: 144-389 (81 amino acids)
Source: RefSeq, a predicted model, not a curated record